Macrosiphum euphorbiae (potato aphid) is the source of this 612-nucleotide messenger RNA. The record is from the annotation of a GenBank genome assembly. Lineage: Eukaryota; Metazoa; Arthropoda; Insecta; Hemiptera; Aphididae.
AUGUAUACUACAAUAUUUUUUAUUCAUAUUUCUGUUAGGUAUAUCGAUGAACCAAUUUCAACACAAACUUCUUCAAAUUCAGAACUAGAUUUAAAUCCAUCAACUUCAAGUUUUGGGCAAUCUUUGGUUUUUGAUUCUCUUACUCCUUCUACAAGUACUAUUAUAGAAGAUUCAAGUUCAAACAUAACAUAUAAGCAAACAAAAAUGACUCAAUUUACUCUGAAUAAAACCUCUAAAAAUAAAACUGAUAACGCUCUAGCCUACUUUAAUGCUACAAGUAUGACACCCUAUAAUGUGGUGGAAAAAGAAGGUUUUAAACUUUUUGUAAAUUCUUUAAAUCCUAGUUAUAAACUGCCAAGCCGGAAAACAGUAACAAAAUCUCGAAUUCCUAAUCUUUAUAUAGAAACAAGCAAUAGCGUCGGAAAACUGAUAAAGAGAGCAAAUUACCUAUCUUUUACUACAGAUUGCUGGACUUCGAGUUCAAACAAACCAUUUAUCGCAAUGACAUGUCACUUCAUUACCAAUUUCAAAUUGGCCUCCGUCUGCUUGGGUUGUAUUGAGUUAUCUGAAAACCACACUGGAGAUAAUAUUGCAGAUGUCUUACUAAGUUAA